Messenger RNA from Condylostylus longicornis, 1784 nucleotides. RefSeq names its product probable cytochrome P450 28a5. The record is from RefSeq and is a predicted model, not a curated record. The coding region runs from base 61 to 1587 and encodes 508 amino acids. Gene Ontology annotation, molecular function: heme binding; oxidoreductase activity, acting on paired donors, with incorporation or reduction of molecular oxygen; iron ion binding. Lineage: Eukaryota; Metazoa; Arthropoda; Insecta; Diptera; Dolichopodidae. The transcript has 8 exons.
GUGAACUAAUCGAUCCAUUGAAAAACACAAAUAAUAUUUAACAAUAUUUUUAUAUAAGAUAUGGCAAUACUUUGUACUUCAUUAGUUCUUUUAGCAGUUAUUGCAAUUUUGGGAUACAUUUACCUUACAUGGAAUAAUAAUUAUUGGAAAAAGAGAGGAAUUAAAGGUCCUAAACCAAAACUAUUUUAUGGAACCCAACCAAGUUUAAUAACAGGAAAACGGAAUGCAAUCUAUGAUUAUUUGGAACAUUAUAACAAAUACAAGGCAAACAAUAAAUUCAUUGGAAUUUUUACUAAUAGAACACCUGGAUUAUUAAUUCUGGCACCAGAUUUAGCCAAAGAAAUUUAUACUACAAAAUUUCGACAAUUUCAAGAUAAUUUUUUUUCCGAUACUUUUGAUAGCAAAGUAGAACCAUUAUUUGGUCUAAAUCCAUUUUUACUUAAAGGACAAGAAUGGAAAGAUAAAAGAGCUGAAAUAACUCCUGGGUUAACAAUAAGUCGAAUUAAGGCUUCUUAUCCAGUGAUGCAAAAAGUAUGUUCACAAAUGGUUGAUUUUAUUAAAAAUAAAAACAAAAUUGAAGGAAAAGGUUAUGUUUUUGACUGCAAGAAGUUAACUCAACGUUUUACAAUACAAAAUGUAUCAGAUUGUAUUUAUGGGAUUGAAGCCGGGGCAUUUGAUUUAAAAAAUGAUAGUGAACUAUUAAAACAAGCGAAGAAUUUAAUUAAUGGACUUUUUGAAAGUCUUGGAAUUAUGUUUAUUAUAGAACUUGUUCCACUAUUAAAAAAUAUAUGGAAAGUUUCAUUUAUUAAACCGGAAGUAAAAAAGUUUUUUACAACAUUGAUGCGAGAUGCUGUUGAACUUCGAAAAAGAAAUCAAACAGAUAGAAUAGAUUUUUUGAAUUAUAUUAUGCAAUUGAAAGAUAGAAAAGGAUUAAGUGAUAUUGAGCUACAAGCGCAUUCCGUUACAUUUUUCCUUGAUGGAUUUGAGACUUCAUCAACAGUCUUAUCUCAUUCGUUACUUUGUAUGGGACGGAAUAAAGUUGUGCAACAUAAAUUGAGGCAAGAAAUUGAAAAACAUUGUGACGAAGAUGGAACUAUAAGCUUUGAAAAAAUCAUGGAUCUAACUUAUUUAGAUAUGUGUGUUAAUGAAACAUUAAGACUUUUUAUGCCUGGUGGUUUUCUUCAGAAAGUUUGUACAGAAGAUACUGAAUUAGUUAAUUCGGAUGGAACUGUUUUAAAUGUUAAAAAAGGAAUGGGAGUCACACUUCCAUUAUAUUGCUAUCAUAAUGAUGAAGAAUAUUAUUUUAAUCCUAAUGAAUAUAAUCCUGAAAGAUUUAGUCCUGAACUUGGUGGAGAGAAAAAAUAUCGAGAUAUAGGUGCUUUUAUGCCUUUUGGUGAUGGUCCGAGAACAUGUUUAGGUCAAAGAUUUGCUUUAACACAGAUCAAAAUUGCAUUAUGUGAAUUGGUUAGAAAUUUCGAUAUUGAUGUUGAUGAUAAGACAAGAAAAGACAAUUUACUUGAUCCAAAAAGUUUCAUUUUGUGUUUGGAUGGUGGUAUUUGGUGCACUUUUAAGGAAUUGAAAAAUUGAAAUUGAUUUUUAUUCAUUUAUUAUUAAAAUAUUUUGUGUUAACACGAAUGUUUUGUUUAAAAUAUUUUACAGAAAUUAUAGAAAUUAAAAUGAAAUUUUUUAAUAAUAAUUUUUUAAUAAUUUAAAUAAUAGUUUUUUAACAGAUUUUUAAUAUUUAUUUUAUUAAUUAUCUGUUCAUUUUUAGAAAUUGUUAUAUA